UAUCAGUCUCUCAAAACAAGCACAGAUCUUGAACCACACCAAGAAGGAAACAACACACAACAAAAUAAUAAAAAUAAUAAUAAAAAAGCAUUGAUUUUGAGAGACUGGAAUCAUGUGGGAAUCCAUUGUGUUAACGGUGGCUGCCACCGCCGGAAACAACAUCGGAAAAAUCCUUCAGAAGAAGGGCACCGUCAUUCUUCCUCCUCUCUCUUUGAAGCUCAAGGUGAUAAGGGCUUAUGCAUUUAACAAAAUCUGGGUUAUAGGUUUUCUAAUGGAUAUAGGUGGUGCAUUAUUGAUGUUAAGAGCAUUAUCUUUGGCCCCGGUAUCUGUGAUCCAACCGGUUUCGGGAGUCGGACUAGCAAUUCUUUCAAUCUUCUCUCAUUUUUAUCUGAAGGAAAUCAUGAAUGCUGUUGAUUGGGUUGGCAUUGCCUUGGCAGGUGUUGGCACAAUAGGAGUUGGUGCCGGAGGUGAAGAGCAAGAGGCGGCUACUCUGUCCAUUUUUCACAUACCAUGUCUGGCAUUUGUUGUUGCCAUCUUGUUUGUAUUGCUUAAUGGAGGGCUUAGAAUAUGCAGGCGUCAUCGAAGAGAACAAGAGAUGAUGGAAUACGAUGUUGUUGAGGAAAUUAUUUAUGGCUUGGAAUCUGGAAUUUUGUUUGGGAUGUCUUCGGUAAUUUCAAAGAUGGGAUUUCUGUUCCUAGAGCAAGGUUUUCACCAACUGUUGGUUCCUCUGUGCAUCAUAUUCAGUGUGUGUUGUAGUGGAACAGGGUUUUACUACCAGACACGGGGACUAAAGCACGGUAGGGCUAUUGUGGUUUCUACAUGUGCAGCCGUGGCAUCAAUUGUGAGCGGUGUACUAGCUGGAAUGCUUGCAUUGGGUGAAAGACUGCCUUCUGCCCCGAAAGCUCGCUUGGCACUUCUUCUUGGAUGGCUACUUAUAAUCACGGGUGUAAUUUUACUCGUUGGUUCGACGCGGCUAGUGAAAUUCCUCUCGUGUUCUUCAGGACGCACGAAAAGAAGCAAUGCUGAUAAGAGUUACGGCGCUAGAAGACCAAGUUCUUUGCGUAUAAGGGAACCGAAUCCAAGCACCGUGAUACCAGCCACGACGUUAAAUCAUCUGCUGCCAUCGGCUUCCAAAGAAAAAGCUUGAGUCAAGGUUAGCCGGAAAAGAAUGAAUGUUAUUUCAUCGAUUUGGCGAUUUGGCGAAUUUAGGGUUAAGGGUUGUAUACUGUAUAAUGAUCUAACAGUGUUGCUUUCAUCAGAAGGCAUGAAUGUUUUUAGGAUCAUUCCUUCUGGUUUCAAAUAUUUUGGAUUGAUUUAGACACCACCUUGUAAAAACUAUUAAUGUACUUUUAAGGAUUGUAUAUGAGAGUGCUGGUGACAAUGACAUAACACAUUUUAUUUAUUUUUGAUAUAACACAGAAUUUGUUUUAUU
Molecule: messenger RNA, 1432 nt
Organism: Arachis duranensis
Lineage: Eukaryota; Viridiplantae; Streptophyta; Magnoliopsida; Fabales; Fabaceae
Product: probable magnesium transporter NIPA9
Exons: 9
Coding region: 113-1147 (344 amino acids)
Biological process (GO): magnesium ion transport
Cellular component (GO): membrane
Molecular function (GO): magnesium ion transmembrane transporter activity
Source: RefSeq, a predicted model, not a curated record